UCCACAGAUACAAAAAUCCUCGUACUAACCUUUUCCAUGGCAACUUCAAUGCAAGAUUCGUCGAGGUUGAGUAUUCCUAACCUUCCACCAGAACUCAUAAAUGAAAUCCUCUUACGGUUACCAGUGAAAUCCCUCCUUCGACUCACGUGUGUUUCAAAAUCUUGGCUUGCAUUAAUCUCUAACCAUGCAUUUAUCAAAACCCAUCUUAGAUUAUCAGCUAAUAACGAGAACAACAGCCACCAUAAGCUUAUGUUGAGAUAUAACCAGCCUAAGUACCCUCUUAAGGGUUGUUCUUUUAGGUCUUUAAUUUAUGAGUCUGUUACCGAGGCAUCUGACUUGGAUUGUCUGGUGAAAAACGGCCACAGUUUACGGAUUGUGGGUUCCGUUAAUGGAUUGGUUUUUCUUUCCAGUGGAGCAAAGGAAUUGCUUCUAUGGAACCCAGCAAUUAGAAAGUACAAGAAAUUUCCUGAUUAUAAACCUAGGUUGAAGAGUACUAUUAGAUGUGUCACAUAUGGUUUUGGAUAUGAUGAGUUCCGUGAUGAUUAUAAGGUGGUAGGUAUAUUUCGUCUUUACGAAUAUGACAGUUUGGAUCACGUCGAGGUCGGAAUAUAUAGUCUAAGCAGUGAUUCUUGGAGAAGUAAGGAUGCUUUUCCGGGUAAGAUGCGAUUUGUUUAUCCAAGUAAGUUGUUAUAUGGAAAGGUUCAUUGGGCUACGACUGCAGGUAUCAUUUCGAUUGAUAUGGCUGAUGAGAAAUGGGGAAAGAUAGAGCAACCUUCUUGUGUAGAACGAGGUUUUACUUUUAAGAUAGGAGUGUUGGGAAAUGAUCUUUCUGUACUCUGUUAUGAUCAUACUUGCGCAAAUGUGUGGGUUAUGGAGGAGUAUGGGGUUAAAGAGUCUUGGACAAGAAUGUAUACUAUCAAAUUUCGUUUUGAUAUUGAGAGGUAUGGGCUUGUACGAUCCUUUUUCAUGUCAAAUAAAGGUGAAAUUCUGCUUGUGUUUGGAUCAACUUUGAUGAUAUAUGAUCCAAAGGGUGACUCAAUAAAAUAUGCAAAGGUUACUAACUUUGGUUCCUGUAAUGGGAGUGAAAUCUACCUUGAAAGCCUUGUAUGUCCCAUGUCAAAGAAAGAAUAAAACCAACCAAGUAUACAAUAGGAAUGCAGGCUGCAAAAAGCUCAGAUGAAUGAUGAUUGCGUAACUAAUGACUUAUUAGAUUCCGCUUUAUACAUUUUUCGUAA
Molecule: messenger RNA, 1235 nt
Organism: Lycium ferocissimum
Lineage: Eukaryota; Viridiplantae; Streptophyta; Magnoliopsida; Solanales; Solanaceae
Product: F-box/kelch-repeat protein At3g23880-like
Exons: 1
Coding region: 37-1131 (364 amino acids)
Molecular function (GO): protein binding
Source: RefSeq, a predicted model, not a curated record